GCGCUAGCACCAAUCAGCACACAAUACAGGGAUUCGCUUCCAUGCGCAGCCAAUGGGCGUUUGGAAACAGGGCGGGGCUUGACGUUACCACGGCACGGCCAACGUCAUGUAUAAAGGGAAUAACAUGGUGCUGUUGAGUGCAUGUUUACGUUAAGGGAGGACAACAGAAAGAGAUCUAAUAGCUUACGAAUUUAAUUGUAAAACGCCUUUUAUAGUCUAGUUUUUUUAAUUCACACUGUAUUUUGGUAUGUGAUUGCCUAACUACUCAUGCGCCGCUUGUCCCAAUGGAAAGGGGGUUUCAGUUUGGAAACGUGUGCACAUCCCUGCUGCUGCUGCUUGUUUUGGGAACGUUAACGGUUACUUUGAAAAGUCAGUUUCUCUCAGAGAGAGAACUCAAAGUGGCUCCGACGCCAAACACCGAGACGGAGAAACAUGCUGCCGUUAUGGAGCGGCCACUGGACAGCGUCGGAGGAGCCCCUGGCAUCGGAGAAGUGACCGUAGAGGACGACGAGUACGGCUCGACCGCGGAGAGCGAAGAGCCGUCUGGAGACAGCGACGCAAACUUCCACAAGCAGCGGAGGGUUCUGGUCAUCAUCAGCACACUGGAUGGGAGAAUCGCUGCUCUGGAUCCUCUAAACCAGGGACGCAAGCAGUGGGACCUAGAUGUGGGCUCAGGCUCUCUAGUGUCCUCUAGCCUCAGCAAACCAGAGAUUUUUGGGAACAAGAUGUUCAUUCCCUCUCUGGAUGGAGCUCUGUUUCAGUGGAACAGGGACAGGGAGAGUAUGGAGGCUGUUCCAUUCAGUGUUGAGUCCCUGCUGGACUCCUCGUACCGCAUCGGAGAGGACACUGUGAUUGUAGGGGGCAAGUCCCUCACCAUGUAUGGCCUUGGCGCAUACAGCGGCAAGUUGAAGUAUAUUUGUUCAGUGGUGGGCUGCAGUCGGUGGGGAGACGAGGAAGGAGAGCCAGAGGACGUACUGUUAUUCCAGAGAACACAGAAAACUGUCAGAGCCGUGAGGCCUCGCAACGGGUUUGAGAAAUGGAACUUCAGCGUGGGAAACUUUGAGCUAAAAUUCAUCCCAGAAAUUCAGUCCAACAUCAACUUUCUGGAGGGGGAGGCAUCUAAUGGGGAGACAUGGCGAGAGGUCAGACAUGAAGCACAACGCGUCAUCCAAGAGGAAACAGACGCACAAACCAAAAAUCAUGCUAAUACGCAUCCAAACUCGCACACUCAGGUAGAGGGCUUAGACCUGGUCAUUAAGGUUUCUGUGCCGGACUGGAAAGUCAUGGCCUUCAGCACCAAACCAGAAGGACAGCUGAUCUGGGAGCAUCAGUUUUGUACGCCCAUUGCCUCUGCAUGGUUGGUAGGAGGGGGGAAGGUGACACCCAUUAGCCUGUUCGAUGACAACUCUUAUAACUCCCACACUGAGACUGAAGCUCAGGAGGAUGAUGACAUCAUGGAGGAGGCCCGCGGGGCCACAGAGUCCAGCGUUUACCUGGCAAGGGCAUUAACUGCUAUUUAUUUUUACAGUACUGCUGACUGGCUGCUGAGCUCUCCUGACCACAUGGAGGCGUUCUCAGUCAAGGUUCCUGUGGCCACUCCUUCUCCAGUGGACUCCUCAUGCAUGUGUGCGGCUGGUGGGGACAUGAGCGUGUGCGUCGGGGAUCAAGUGUGUGUGGAGGGCCUGGGGCCGCACAGUAUGAUGUCAGAGCGUGACAGUCAGGCUGACCCAGACGCUGUCCUGGAGGUCUCAGAUUCCCCACACUCCUUUGAGCUCUGCCCUCCCCGCACAGUUACUCAUGGCGACUGCACUUCUUCCUCCUUCGAUAUCGUCUUCGAGGACUCAGGUUGUGAACACCAGGACAAUGACAGUGGCCUCAGCGGAAGUACACCAGUGCCACCUGCGUGCCUUUCACAGUCUGACCCCAAACCUCAGUGUAGUGUAUCAGCGGGACCUCCCGCUUCCUUACCUUCAAGGCCCACCUCUCUGAGCCUGGCCCCCAGCACCCCCUGUCCUGCCACGCGGCCCCCGCUCACACCUAAGGUCUACUUGUACAUUCAGAUGCAGCUGUGCAGGAAGGAGAACCUGAAGGACUGGAUGGCUCAGAGGUGUCUGCCUGAGCUCAGGGAACACGCUCAGUGCCUGGACAUCUUCCUACAGAUCGCAGAAGCUGUGGAUUUCCUGCAUAGCAAAGGGCUUAUGCACAGAGAUCUUAAGCCAUCUAAUAUCUUCUUCACAAUGGAUGACGUGGUGAAGGUGGGAGACUUUGGACUGGUCACUGCCAUGGAUCAGGAGGAAGAUGACGAGGAGCUGAGUACCCUCACACCAAUGCCAGUCUAUGCCCGUCACACUGGCCAAGUGGGCACUAAACUCUACAUGAGCCCUGAACAGCUGUCUGGGAAUUCUUAUUCUCACAAGGUAGACAUAUAUUCCCUCGGCCUGAUUCUUUUUGAGCUUCUCUAUCCAUUCCGCACCCAGAUGGAGAGAGUCAGGACUCUCACAGAGGUCAGAGCCCUGCAGUUUCCUGUUGCUUUUUGUAAGGCCAAUGUCCUGGAAGCUCAGAUGGUGCACUGUAUGCUGUCCCGAUUGCCCGCGGGGCGGCCAGAGGCGUCAGAGAUCACAGAGGCCCCUUUGUUCCAGGAGCUGGAGGUGCCCUGCAGAAUCCGACAACGCACUCGAACGUACAGCGCUUCAUCUGCAGGACGACCGUCGCGACAGAUAUCCUCAUCAAACUAGAACUCCCACUCAAAGACAGACACAUACUGUGCCUCAUCUGCAGGAUGACAAAUGCAACCAGUCACCACCUCUUAGAAUGCACAUCAUUCAGACAAUUUUGUACAGAUAAAGAGCAGAUAAACUGAGCCCAACUAAACAACAGAUCAUUCCACAAACCUCUACAACUGGAACCAAAAACGUCGUAACCAUAAAACAAGCUGCACGCUGUGGCGUUUGUGCCAAGGGCAUUCAGUGAUUUACAAUAAGCCCCCAUUGCAUUUCUUUCAACUCAUAGUUGACCAAUCCCAUGAUUCCAUGCUCCGGAAACAUUUGAACACUCCCACACACACACACUUGCUGUAGGAGGAGAGUUGUUGUUUUUCCAGUGCUAACGAAUGCUGAUGAAUGACCUGCCUUUGAAUGCCGUUCACUCUGCAUGUCUUAAACAGGAAGUUGUGCGACGUGUGCUUUCCUGUCCGAACGGAAAGUUGUAGGAGUUAUUUUUCUCCUCUAAUGUAAAUAGGCUAAAAUAAUAAGCAGGAGAGGCUUUGUGUGUUUUAAAGGUGCUCGUUCAAGACUGAACGCACAAGUUCAGAGGCAUUAUAGCCACUCGCGGUUACAGUGUUAGUGGCUUAGGUGCACAUUACUGGAUGAACGUGAAUCUGCAUAUGACUGAGCGGAUGUGGAAAUAUUCAAACUGCCUUUAAGCUGGACUUUAAGAUAUGAAUGACACGUUUGUGAUGAUGGUCAGUAUGAGACUUAGAACUGAGACUUUAAACAUCAUUCUGUAAAAUACUUCAUGUCAUUAGCACCCAGAAAAGUAGUUUACUGUAUUUCGAAUAAUUUUAAAACACAUUUUUCCUAAAAAAAAAAAAACACUGAAUAAGAAGUGCUUUGACUAAUCACACAAUAAGAAAGGAUACAGCUGGAGGAAUCACUUCAACCAAAUAUUCAGCACACACCCUUAAUUGUAACAUAUCAGGUAAUUACUGAUUGUGUGAUUUUUUUCUUACCAAUUUUGAUCAGAGGGACUCAAUUUUCUUUUGUAUAUGAUGGAAUUUUCUGUAUAGUAACUGCUUUUUAUGACUUUUUUUUUUAAACUUCUAUGGACAAUUUUCCUAAGAAUUGUUGUCAAAGUUUGAGAGAAUGGCGAUAAGAGUGGAUCUUUAUGGUCUCUGGUGAUGGAUUUGAUCUCUGUGGUCGUGUUAAAGAGCACUGGGUGCUUCUGCACCUUCAGGAGCCGCUUCUGUAUGUAUGUGAAUACUGGUGUUUCCUGAACGGGCCUUUAUGCUGCAGAACGGACAUGAGAUUAUGACCUUUGACCCUUAAUCAACAACCCUGUAAUCCACGUCAGGGACCACUUAUGAACCCUUCACCUUUUAACCUGUAUCUGUGACCCCGACCCAGUGAAGAGAGCAACAAGUGCUGAUCCUGUUCGUUUAGAUCACUGUGGCAAAUCCUUCCACCAGAUCUUUCCCUGCCUAAUGAUCUUCUUCAGUCUCUUGAUUUAAAUCGGUUUUAUUCAUGUCUGGUUCAUUGUUGUUAAUGUAGCAUUUGGUUCUGACAAUUCAAUUUCUCCAGUGUUUUUCAGAUGUUUAGUUUUUCCCUGUGACUGUUGAAAUCCCAGUUCAUGUUCUUUAGCCCAGCCUUGUCUCCUGCCGUCUUUGUAAAUAUGUUUAUUUGUUUUUAUUUAUGUUGAGUACAAAAAUCAAUCCGUUGGAUUGGUUGAGGUAUAAAUAAGGUAUAUGAAUGCACUUCAUCCAGUGGAGUGUGUUGAAAUAUUGUGACUUCUUACAAGUCAGAAUUUAAUAAACAUUCUAUGAUGUUUGUAAAAGUGCUUUGUCUUUUUUAUGCGGUCUUAAAAAAAAAAACAAUUCUAAAAUGAAUGCACAAUAUAGACAUGUUAUAUAUAGACAUGCUAUACAUAAAUAAUCUUAAAUUAAAAAUUCUAAA
Molecule: messenger RNA, 4667 nt
Organism: Sinocyclocheilus anshuiensis
Lineage: Eukaryota; Metazoa; Chordata; Actinopteri; Cypriniformes; Cyprinidae
Product: eukaryotic translation initiation factor 2-alpha kinase 3-like
Exons: 11
Coding region: 285-2735 (816 amino acids)
Biological process (GO): eiF2alpha phosphorylation in response to endoplasmic reticulum stress
Cellular component (GO): nucleus; cytoplasm
Molecular function (GO): eukaryotic translation initiation factor 2alpha kinase activity; ATP binding; protein binding
Source: RefSeq, a predicted model, not a curated record